Volvox carteri f. nagariensis is the source of this 736-nucleotide messenger RNA. RefSeq lists its product as uncharacterized. The annotation marks the transcript as partial. Gene Ontology annotation, cellular component: RNA N6-methyladenosine methyltransferase complex. Lineage: Eukaryota; Viridiplantae; Chlorophyta; Chlorophyceae; Chlamydomonadales; Volvocaceae. The record is from RefSeq and is a predicted model, not a curated record. The transcript has 4 exons.
AUGGAUGUCGAGGCCGCGACUGAAGCCGAGGCUAUUGCCUCCCUGCCGGCCAACGAUGCGCAGCGUGUCGGUGUCGCGGAAGCCCUGCUAGCGUUGCCCGAGCGUGAUGCGGAGCUUACGUGGCAGCAGCUCUCACAUGACGCCGAUCCUCUCGGUGAUGAAGGCCUCGACUAUACUCUUGGAAACGUGGACGACGUAGACCCCUCCGAAUGGCAGGUUCCUCCACAUUGCGUGCCCAUUCAUGCCAACGUCACCACCUUUGACUGGCCCAGCCUGUACGAACACUGCCAGUUUGACGUAGUCAUGAUGGACCCGCCUUGGCAACUGGCUACUGCCAAUCCCACAAGAGGUGUGGCGCUAGGCUACAGCCAGUUGUCAGAUGACCACAUCUCGGGGCUUCCGGUGCCUCAGCUGCAGCGCAACGGGGGAUUCCUGUUCGUGUGGGUCAUCAACGCCAAGUACAAGUGGACCCUGGACCUGUUUGACAAGUGGGGAUACAGGUUGGUUGAUGAGGUGGUUUGGGUCAAGAUGACGGUCAACCGCCGACUGGCCAAGAGCCACGGGUACUACCUGCAACACGCAAAAGAGGUGUGUUUGGUGGCCAAGUGCGGUAACCCCCGGGCGCUAGCGGCCUCGGAUGGCGGGGUGGGCUCGGACAUCAUCUUCAGCGAGCGGCGCGGUCAGAGCCAAAAGCCCGAAGAAAUUUACGAGCUCAUUGAGCAGCUGGUGCCGAAUG